AUGGUCGUCAUCAACUCGGCUCUCCUCGCCAAAAAGUUCCCACAGCUGCCCGCUCAUGAUGUCGACGACCUCGUGAAUCAAUUCCGUCGCUUCGAUAUUGAUGGACGUGGCCAGAUUGACCAGAAGGACCUUGUCAAGGUCAUCCAAGAGAUUGGAGAGGGACAGUCUUAUGACCAGAUUCGCGCUACCAUCAAGGCUGUUGAUAUUAAUGCUACCGGCAAGGUAGAAGUCGACGAGUUCCUCGAGAUCGUGUCAAAGUUGCGCGAGGGAGGCGGCAAUCACCAGACCUCGGGCAAGAAGGUGAUCCAAGUCAAGGGUGCCAACAACAACAUUACCCACUCCAUGAACGAUGACGAGCGUUCCGAGUUCACAGCCCACAUCAACUCGGUCUUGGCCGGUGAUUUGCAUAUCGGCGACCGGAUCCCCAUCCCCACCCACACCAUGCAAGUCUUUGACGAGUGCAGAGAUGGUCUCCUUCUGUGUAAGCUCAUCAACGACUCUGUGCCAGACACCAUCGAUGAGCGUGUCUUGAACGUCAAGAACAAGCUUUCCAACUUCCAGAUCAUCGAGAACAACAACGUCGCCAUCAACUCUGCCAAGGCUAUCGGAUGCAGUAUCGUCAACAUUGGACCCCAGGAUAUCAUGGAUGGACGUGAGCACUUGAUUCUGGGUCUCAUCUGGCAAAUCAUCAAGGCUGGUCUCUUGUCCAAGAUCGAUAUUCGUCUUCAUCCCGAGUUGUACCGUCUCUUGGAGGAGGAUGAGUCUCUGGAGAAGUUCCUUCGCCUUCCCCCAGAGCAGAUUUUGUUGAGAUGGUUCAACUACCACUUGAAGGCUGCAGGAUGGCACCGCACUGUCAACAACUUUAGUACGGAUGUCAAGGAUGGAGAGAACUACACUGUCUUGCUCAACCAAUUGGCUCCCGAUCUCUGCUCCAGGGCCCCUCUUCGCGAGAACGACCUCUUCUCUCGCGCCGAGCAGGUUCUUCAGAACGCCGAGAAACUCAACUGCCGCAAAUAUCUCUCACCCCAGUCUCUCGUCGCCGGUAACCCCAAGUUGAACUUGGCCUUUGUCGCUAACCUGUUUAAUACCCACCCCGGCCUUGACCCUCUGGAGGAGGUUGAACGCCCAGAGUUGCCUGAUGUUGAGGGUGAUCGUGAAGCCAGAGUUUUCGCUCUUUGGCUCAACAGUUUGGAUGUGGAUCCAUUUGUCAACAACCUGUAUGUGGAUCUUCAGGAUGGCACCAUCUUGUUGCAAGCCUUUGACAAGAUGCACCCCGGCAUUGUUGACUGGAAGCGUGUGACACGCAGGCUGCCUUUGAACCGCUUCAAGCAGGUCGAGAACACCAACUAUGCCAUCAUGAUUGGCCAGCACCUCCGCUACACCUUGGUCAACAUGCAGGGAGCUGAUAUCGUUGACGGAAGCCCCACAUUGACAUUGGGACUUGUCUGGCAGAUGAUGCGCGAGAACGUGACACAGACGAUGAAGAAGUUGUCCAAGUCUGGCAGGGAUAUUACCGACAUGGAGAUGAUUCGCUGGGCCAACGAGGCUGUCCAGCGUGGCGGCAAGACGAGCAAGGUCAGCAGUUUCAAGGACUCUUCGUUCAAGACUGGAGUCUUUGUGUGCGAUGUCUUGAACGGGGUCCGUCCCGGAUCGAUCGAUUAUGCUAUGGUUUCUCGCGGUACCAACCUCGAGGAUGCCAAGCUUAAUGCCAAGUACGCCAUUUCCGUCGCCAGAAAGAUCGGUGCCGUCAUCUUUGUCUUGCCCGAGGAUAUUAUCGAGUGCCGUGCUAAGCUUAUUUUGACCUUUAUCGGUUCGUUGAUGGCUAUCGAUGCUGCUGGCAAGGCAUAG
Messenger RNA from Linnemannia hyalina, 1848 nucleotides. NCBI's taxonomy places the organism in Eukaryota, Fungi, Mortierellomycota, Mortierellomycetes, Mortierellales, Mortierellaceae. The record is from the annotation of a GenBank genome assembly.